AUGGGUUGUACUGGAUCAAAAGGAAAAAAGAAAUUCAAAGAUACAUCAUCAAGAAAAUCUUCUAGUUCAUCAGUACCAUAUAAUAAAGAUAUUAGUGAAAACAAUUUAGAACUUUCUGAUAGUAUGCUGGAGAAUUUAUUAAGUAAAACAAAAUUUACUAGACAAGAAAUAAUUGAUUGGUGGCAAGGAUUUUUGGUUGAUUGUCCAUCGGGUUUAUUAGAUAAACAUAAAUUUGUUGAAGUUUAUCAAUAUCGAUAUCCAGCUGGAAAAGCAAAAGGAUUUUGUGAUCAUGUUUUUCGAACAUUUAAUCGGGAUAACAAAUCUCAUAGUAUUGAUUUUGAACAAUUCAUGUGUGCCAUUAAUGUAACAUUAAAUGGUACUUCGGAUGAAAAACUUGAAUGGGCAUUUGUAAUGUAUGAUAUAAAUGGUGAUAAACGUAUAUCAAAAAGUGAAAUGACAAAUGUACUUGAAUCAAUGUUUGAUUUAUUAGGAAAAGAUAAAAAAGGUUCAAACAAUCCACGAAAACAAGUCGAUCAAAUAUUUUCAAGACUUGAUACAAAUCAUGAUAAUUACAUUAACCGGGAAGAAUUUUUCUCAGGAUGUAAAACAGACGAAUGUAUUCGAGCAAUUCUUGCACCAUAUUAA
This is a messenger RNA of Rotaria sp. Silwood1, 645 nucleotides long. The record is from the annotation of a GenBank genome assembly. NCBI's taxonomy places the organism in Eukaryota, Metazoa, Rotifera, Eurotatoria, Philodinida, Philodinidae.